AUGAAAAACGUCAAGGAAAAUAUCAUAAAUUUUAAGGACCUAGCCAAGCAACUGGAGGCAUGUGUACGGUACAACUCAACGGAUAUCGAAGUGAUGCAGGACAUUUACGCGGAAUGUAAAAAAGACCUAAUCACUCUGGAGAAGCUAACGUUGGAGGCAUUGGAAAAAGGAAACGCGCACCUGUUCGAGCAGUUAGUAGAGGCGUCCACCCACGUGAACCGAUCCAUCAAACUGUUCGAAAGCUUCGAGAAAGACCACAAGGAGCGCAGGCGAAGUUUCCAAGACGGAGGAUGGUCCUCGCAAAAUGGGGCAAUCCAAGUGGCACACGAUGAUAGAGACCUUUCCAAAAGGAAAAAAUCGCACGAAGGGUAUAAGAAACGUGACAAUAAAAGGAGAGAGAAGAAAUACAAAAGCGGGGAUGACGAGGAGGAAGACAGUGAAAGAAGGAAUCGAAGUAGAAGCCAAAGCAUGAGCAGAAGCCAAAGUGGAAGCUUAAGCAGAAACUCCGGAAAAAGAAAAGAACAUGAAAAGAGGGGAAAAAAAAAAAAGAAAAAGGGGAAGGAAAGAAGAACGUACUUCCAAAGUGAUGAAGAAAAUAAUAGCAAAGAAAAAGAUACGAAUGAAAAUAGAAAAAUGAUAAAGUCAGAUUCCCUAGAAUCUUUUAAUAAAGCAUUUGGCACUUUCCAUGAUACGAUGAACCUUUUGAGCAGUGAAAUGGAAGAUGACCUGGACGAUUUUCAAAUUAAACAGAAAAAGAAAGAAAAAAAGAAAAAAAAAAAACAUGAUGGAAAAUUAAAGGGACAACAUGGUAGCGCUAACGAAAACGACAGUGAAGAUCUAUUUUUAAGUAACAAUCACAUUGAUUCGCUAGAUGAUUUAAGUCCCAGAAGUAGUAACAGUACAAAGGAUAAAACAAACAAAAGGGGGAAAGCAAUGAGUACACAUGGCAAGCACCACCCCGUGGUCAUAGUAAUUCACAUUUCAGAUAUUAUAAACGUUUCACAAAAUCUUAAAACGGUUUAUAUUUAUUUAACCCUAAAAUCGAUAGAUAAGAAAAUUAGUAUAAGAAAGAAAACCAAAAGUAAAGACGUGAAUAAUUUUUCUAUAAACGUAUCUGAACUUUUUGAAUUUUCUGUUUCUCAUAAGAAAGAAUUAUUCUUGUAUAUAGAUGUAGUGGACAAAGAAAAAAAGAGUUAUUGUUACAGGUGUUUAAUAAAUUUGGAUAAUAAAAUUUUGAAGAAAACUCGAUUGCUUGUACCCACAGCAUUCUUAUUAACACAAGUUAGUGAUAAUUCUGAUGACAAACGUGGUAACCAAAAUUUGAUUCCUACGAACCCGAUAAAAUUUUCUGUCAAUCAUCAGAAUUCCAAGGGCGAAAACAUCGAUAUGGAUAUGAAGAAUUUCUCAUUUAUAUCUCCUACCGUUAAUUCCUCUCCAUGGGGAAGUGCUUUGGAUCGUCGUGGACAGGGUCAUCAACCUGUUGACAAGUUCCCGAAGGAUGACCUUUUCGCUAUUAACCCCACUGGCAUAAAUCGUCCGAACAACCGAUUGAAUGACUUUCCCGUAGGGAGAGGCAACCCAAACAACUUGUACGCUAUGAACAAGAACCUGCGGAACCCUAAUUUAACUAACUUCAAUUUUGCGCGUACAAAUCAAAAUGGUCCUAAUUCGAACAACUUCAAUUUCGUCAGCAGAAAUGUCGCAAAUAGGAAUAUAUACAAUUGGGAAAAUGGCAACCAGGGUUUUGGCACAACAAAUUUUGGCACCCACAGCUUUGGUAGCCCAUCAUUUGGAGGGCCAUCAUUUGGAGGGCCUUCAUUUGGUGGACCAUCAUUUGGUGGACCAUCAUUCGGAGGCCAAUCGUUUAGAGAUCCAUCGUUUAGAGAUCCGUCAUUUGGAGAUCCAUCAUUUGCCGAGACCAAUAGAAACCUCAGUAAUAAUUCCACCUUCAACAACUACAACAAUAGCCCCCCCAAAGUUGGUCAAACCAACUUGGACCCCUUUGCCCUCAACAGCACGAACAUGGCCGAGAGCAAAAAAGACUUAAGCGAAUCCCCCCAGAUGGCCUCCCCAAGCAUACGACUAACCAAAGCAAUCGAAAAAGCAAGAAGUGAGGAGGAAGAAAAAAAAAAAAAAAACGAGCUAGCUAAAAAUGAAAAGAACUUCUCAAGUGAUUGCUCCUACGUUAUAAUGAGCAUUUUUUUAAAAAACAAGGAUAUCGAUCACGAAACGGAAUUAAUGAAACAGAACAAUUUGAACCUGUACAAGCAACUAUAUAACGUGUGCAACAAAGAAAAAGUGUACUAUGAAAAUAAAAACAAAGAAAAUGAAAGGAAAAUAGAAGAACUGGACAAAGCAGUAAUGCUACUCGAGUUGGACAACGAAAAUUAUGUAGAAGCCAACAACAAGUUGAAGGAAAUUAUCGAGUCGAACAAAGAAAUAAUAAAGGUAAUCGAAAAUAUUGUACAGAAGAAAAAUAACAAAAUAGAAAAAUUGGAAAAAGAAAAUGAAAGAGUUGUAGAGGCAGAAAAACUUAUCGAAGAAAAUAAAAAGGAAAACCUUUUUUUAUCAGAACAAAUUACCAAACUCAGUACCAAUUUUGAGGAAAAUAAAAUGAAGUUAAAAAAUUCUGAUCAAGUUAAUGAAAACCUGAACAGCAAGGUAAAUAAUUUGUUAUUCCAACUGCAAAAUGCUCAGAUGAAAAAUGAAAAACUUCUGUUGUACUUAUCCUACUUGGUAAAACAUAUCCACAAAAGUAGUUGCGAUGAUGAAGCGAAUAUGUUAAGUCUAAUGAAGUUAAAAAAUAUUAAUUGGAGUUUAGAAGGAUCACAAAUUGGUAAGGAUUACCCAGAUAUGCUACACGACAUUACAAACAAAUGCAAUUAUGUGAAAACCCCUUCCAAGUACCCAGAUAUUUUUCUCAAUGAUUUCAUCAAAAGUAAUAAAAGUAUUAAUGUGAACCCAAAGCAUUUGUAUAAAAUUCUAGGCAUAAGUAAUGAUCCCAAAAAGCAAAUUCUGAACUAUAGCAGUGACAACAGCAAAGGGGUAAAAAAUUCUUGUACACGUAAUCUUCAAAAAGGGAAACCUAUGGUCAGUGGUGAUACUUACAAAAGUGCUACCCCCUCGGACGAAUUGGAUGCAUCGCACGAUGAUGAGAAGGAUAUCCACAUUGAUGACUUUCUCGUGAAGGGAUACAAAAAAUAUAUAACCGCCACUUCAUCAACGGAUAUAAAUUUAGAGCAUCAUAUGGCAAAGGGAAGGGAAAUGAAUCACCCACUUGGAAAGAAAAAGAUGAAGGAAAAACGAAAUGGAAAAAGUACACUAAAAGGGGUACCCCAAAAUGAACGAAAAGAGAAGAGUUCCCCUAAUAAUGUCACAUACAUGUUUGACCAAAUGAACUGGAGCAGCGAUGAGGAGGCGAAAAAAAAACAGAGACAUUCAUUCGAUAUUAAUAUGAAGCGAAUGGAUCAAGUGGAUGAGGAUGAAGAAGCUAUCUCCCGGGGAGGGAAAAAGAAGAGGCACCUACUGAAUGAUAAAGAAAAAUUUCAAACGAGGCGAAUCCUAAGUGAGAUGAACAGUAGCUUCCAAAUGAGGCACCAUACAAACGAUAUUUUCCAUGAUGAUUUUUUCAAUCACUCCAGAGACCCCUCAGAUAAGGACACGAAUAGUACAUUUUCCUUCAACGUAAAGAAUAACGCAAAUUGGGGUGACCUGAAAAAACAGAAGAAGGGCAAAAAGAGCAAAAACGCUGAAGGGGGAAAUAACACAAAUGAGACUUACCAAAUGGGACAACCAGAAUUAAAAGAAAAGGUAAAGGAGCAGAGGAAGAAGCAGAGUUAUGCGUUGAAAGAAGGAAGGGAUAGAGCUACAAACGGAAAAGACAAAAAGGGCCUGCGCAGAGACAUCAUGGACCAUGAUGAUGCCUAUCAUUACUAUGAUGAUUACGAUAGCGACUUCUUUCCCUUGAGAAGCAGAAUGGAGAACAAAGGUAUUAAAAAACACUCAGUAAGUAAUUACAAAAAAAAAAAGAGAAACAAAUUGGUGUACAACGAAAAUUACACCUUCAGCAACUGUGAAAUGUCCAGCGAUGAGGGAUCCCAAGGGGUGGAAGAAGGUCCAUCGAAAGUAAGAAGCAAAAAAGAGAAGAACAUAGUGAGUGAUACUUAUUUAAACGAAAGGGGUAGAAAUAGACGCAAGCAGAAGAAGAAGCACGAGGAGGGUUCACCCAUGUGGAAGGAUCCCUUAGGGGAAAACGAACUUGACGAAGAAAAGGGUCCCCAUAAGGAUAACAGACACAGUAAUCGAAGCGGCAGAAGUGUUAAAUGGGGGAAAGACAAAGAUUUGAAGCAUAAGGGAUUCAUUCACUUGAAAAAAAAAACAACCAACGACUACAUGAGUGACUACAAAAAUUUCGAAAAAAAAUUUAACUACUUUGUGAAGGUAUCCAAAAAUUUGCAAGGAAGCCUUCUCUCCAAUAGCAGCGACAAAAUAAGUUAUCCGGUCAAGAUGAACAAAAAAAGCUACUUCACCAAUUUGGAAAGAAUUAUCAACAAAUGCAAUAAUAAGGAGCAGACAUUUUCCUAUCUCGAUAGUUACCUUAGAACGCAAAUAAAGUCCAUGUUUUUAUCAGACGAAGACAUAAAGAAGCAUAAAAAUAGGUUGCGCAAUUUUUACAGGAAGAAUACCAAGGGUCUCAUUUUUGAAAACACCCUUGUUAAGAUAUAUGCGAAACUUUACUAUGUGAAUGAAGCUUCAGGGAAAAGCAGUGGGUAUAAAAAGAAAGGGUUGUUAGACUCUGACAAGCACGAUGGCACUGGUGACACGAGCAGAGUUCGUCCAUGUGGAAGUACCAAUGAUGCAUGCAAAAAUGACGGCAAUAUAGUUACCAUGAAAGAUGGUGAAACCAAUCGGAAUGACUGUAAAAAGGGCACGGAGAGCAAAGCAGAAAAAAUACCAAAAAAAGAAAACAUUUACAUGAAUAUCUACGUGAAGUCAAUUCUUUAUAACAUCAUUUAUAUCAAAAGUGAUCUGAGUGAAAACAAAAUGGACCACAUCAAAAUUAUCAAAAGAAAUUUGAAAAAAAAUUAUAAUAAAGUGACAGAAGAAAAUGACUACAUAAAUUUAAAGAAAAAUGAAAUAUGUUUACUGUACACCUUAUGCUUUAAAAAAAAUCAUCUUCAAAAAUUGCCCCUAUUCUUAAAUGUAGAAUGCUUAAAUAAUGACAACAGUACCAUCAAGCUGAAAAUCGCUUUACCCCUACCUCAUAUAUUUCUCCUAAAACCAAAUAGCUUUUAUCUGAACGAUUUUGUAAAAAAUUUCUCAGGAAAGCAAAAAUAUUAUUACAAAUCUUACUACUACAAUAUGGUAGAUUUUUCAACGUUUAAGGAUUUUAUCAAUUCGAUAAAACUGUACAACUCCUUUAACGUUUUCCAUUUUGACAGUUACAAUAUUCUGUACAGUACAUAUCCUGUUAAUGAUAAAUGUAAGAUGCUUUUGCUAAUUGUGUGCGAUUUCGUGAAGAAAAAGAAUGGCUGCUCCAAUGAUACGGUGAAGUUACAUUUUGUGUCUCUGUCCAACAGUUUGAUUAGCUUCUCCGUAAAUUUGUUUAAACAAAUUUUGUAG
This is a messenger RNA of Plasmodium knowlesi strain H, 5622 nucleotides long. RefSeq names its product conserved Plasmodium protein, unknown function. Bases 1 to 5622 code for a protein of 1873 amino acids. NCBI's taxonomy places the organism in Eukaryota, Apicomplexa, Aconoidasida, Haemosporida, Plasmodiidae. The record is from RefSeq and is a predicted model, not a curated record. The transcript is spliced from 4 exons.